This is a messenger RNA of Ficedula albicollis (Collared flycatcher), 1985 nucleotides long. It is a transcript of the gene LRRC38, whose product is annotated as leucine rich repeat containing 38. Gene Ontology annotation, molecular function: potassium channel activator activity; transmembrane transporter binding; voltage-gated potassium channel activity. The coding region runs from base 83 to 964 and encodes 293 amino acids. The record is from RefSeq and is a predicted model, not a curated record. The transcript has 2 exons. Gene Ontology annotation, cellular component: voltage-gated potassium channel complex. NCBI's taxonomy places the organism in Eukaryota, Metazoa, Chordata, Aves, Passeriformes, Muscicapidae.
AGUACCAGGCACUCCUGCUCAGCUGAGCAAAAUGUCUUUCUCCUAGAAGUGGGUGCUCAUCUCAGCCUUCAGAUCCCUGACGAUGUUGCCAUGCUUUCCUUCCUGCCUCCUGCUUUUUGCUGGCUUUGCCUGCCUGCUUUUUCUGCCUGGGGCUCACCUCUGCCCUGCUGUCUGUAGCUGUAUGGACUACCACACCAUAGACUGCCGGGAUCAAGGACUGCCCAGUGUUCCCAACCCCUUUCCUUUGGAUGUACGGAAACUUCUCAUAGCUGACAACAACAUUCAGGCAAUACCAGCUGACUUCUUUAUAUUUUAUGGAGAUCUAGUCUAUUUGGACUUCAGGAAUAACUCCCUCACCUCUUUAGAAGAGGGCACUUUUAGCAGUUCUACCAAACUGGUGUACUUAGACUUAAGCUACAAUAAUUUAACACAGCUCGACGCUGGGAUAUUCAAAUCAGCAGAGAAACUGUUAAAACUGAGCCUUGGAAACAACAACCUGGUGGAUGUGGACGAGGCUGCUUUUGAGAACCUGGAGCAGCUCCAAGUGCUAGAACUGAAUGACAACAACUUGCAGAGCCUGAGCGUGGCCACCCUGGAAGCGCUGCCCUCGCUGCGCACCAUCCGCUUGGAGGGCAACCCCUGGGUCUGCGACUGUGACUUUGCCAACCUGUUCAGCUGGAUCCAGGACAAUGCAUCCAAGCUGCAGAAAGGUCUCCAUGAAAUCCAGUGUUCCCUGCCCGUGGAGAACAGAAGGAUCUUUCUGAAUGAGUUGUCUGAGGUCAGCUUCAGUGAAUGCAAAUUCAGUUUGUCAUUGACAGACCUUUUUAUCAUCAUCUUUUCUGGAGUGGCCGUGUCCAUUGCUGCAAUUCUCUCCAGCUUCUUCCUGGCCACCCUGGUGCACUGCUUCCAGAGGUGUGCUCCCAGCAAGGAUGAUGAUGAUGAUGAAGAUGACAGCGAGGACUGAACUUAGUCAAAAUCCUUAAUUUCCCUUGGUUUAUCAGUUACCAGAUCAUCAGCCAAAGUCUAUGAGGAAAAAAAGUAGAGUGAAAGCUUUAAACAUGACUUAAACUCAUAAUGUGUAAGGAUCCCUUCUAGCCACAGGCUAGACCUGAGACUGUCAGCUCUGCUUGCACACGUACCCUGCUGCAAUCAGACUGGGUUAAUUUCCAUGGUCCUUAAUCAAACACUGCAUUUAAACUUGAAGAUUGAAGGAAAAAGGGGGGAAAAGCAAAAAAAAAAAAAGUUCCAGUGUUUUAAAAGAUGAGUUUCCAGAUUGUCCUGUUGAGAUGCAGAUUCUUAUAAGUGCUUGAAGCUUGUUUUAGAUACACGUUGAAAACAACUGGAUGAAUGGAGGUGUUUCAGGUUGAAAAUACAGAGGCUAUUCAAAACAGUAUCCUUCCUAGAUCUAACUGCUGGGAGAUUCUAUUCACACUCACACAAAAUGCAAUCAAAAUGAUCCCUAGACUUGUAGAAAGCAUGAGAGGAAGGUCAGCAUUUUCCCCCUAGAAAAGUUCGCCAGAAACAUCCGUCUUUCAUUUAAUGACAGCAAUUACAGGCACCAUUCAGAAAAAAAAAUAAAAAGAAAAAACCUGCAAGUGAAUAUGAUUCUGAGUCAUCCACUGCAGAUGCCUGGCACUUCUUCGGUCAUGGCACAAAUACUAAAUAUAACAUCCUUUUGCAUUUUUAGAUGCAGUGAAGUGAAGGAUUUCCCUCCCUGUGUUGCUCGGCACCAGUAACUGUUGCAGCAUCCAGUCCAUUUAGCUAUUUUAAAGCACUAAGGGCUAUAUUCUGCUCCUGGUUAUACUGGAAUAACCCAAAUGAGAUCAACAUCACGAUCCAAAUUGGCAACUGUAUAAACAAAAGUGAAAUCUGGCCCAAUGUAUUUCUGACUGUAUUAUAGAUUUGUCAAAACUUGAGCUCUUCUAUAUGAUGGUUGAUAUUUUUGUUAAAAUUUAAAAAGACAUUUAUUACAAGAGAUUUUUGGA